GAGUCAUCAUCAGGAAUGUCAUACCCAGGACCAAUGUACGGGACAAUGAGCGACAACCAGGUCCAGCCAGAAGUGAGACAGUGGUUUGAAGCUGUGGACAGAGACCACAGUGGAAAAAUCUCAGCAUUAGAAUUGAAAGCAGCGCUAGCUAAUGGCCGAGGUGGAACGUUUUCUGAUACCGCUUGUAAUUUAAUGAUUGGAAUGUUUGACAAAGAAAAAACAGGAACAAUUGACUUGAACGAGUUCCAAGCUCUCUACACCUACAUAAACGCCUGGCUAGGCGUGUUCAAGGGGUACGACCGCGACAACUCUGGCAGCAUCCAAGAAAACGAGCUAUCAGCUGCGCUCACGCAGAUGGGGUACAGGUUCUCACCAGAAUUUAUCCAGUAUUUAAUAAAAAAGAGCGACUUUAAUGACCACUCCAGCAUUACAGUCGACCAGUUCAUUGUUUUAUGCGUUCAAAUCCAAAAAUUUACCGAAGCGUUCCGGGCUAAGGACAUUGACCAGACUGGAGUUAUAACAAUAGCAUUCGAAGAUUUCUUAAAUGUUGCAUUAAGUUGCAACAUUUAA
Cotesia congregata is the source of this 570-nucleotide messenger RNA. The record is from the annotation of a GenBank genome assembly. NCBI's taxonomy places the organism in Eukaryota, Metazoa, Arthropoda, Insecta, Hymenoptera, Braconidae.